Messenger RNA from Gryllus bimaculatus (two-spotted cricket), 627 nucleotides. The record is from the annotation of a GenBank genome assembly. NCBI's taxonomy places the organism in Eukaryota, Metazoa, Arthropoda, Insecta, Orthoptera, Gryllidae.
AUGAGCCCGACCAAGGUAUCUGCGGCGCACGCGGAGCACGAGGAGCGGGCGGCGCGGGCGGCGGCGGAGGCGGAGGCGCAGGAGGCGGGCGGCGCGCGCCCUGUCGCCGCUCCGCCGCCGCCGCGUCGUCCGGGCGGCGGCGGGCGCUCGGGCUGCGGCGGGGCGUGCGGCGCGCGCUGUGGCUGCCCCCGCGCCACGCGCGCUCGCCGAUGGUGGCGUGGCGGCGGCCGCGCGCUGCUGCUCUUCUGCUGCACGUGGGCUGGGCGCGCAGGCGGCCGCGGCGGCCGGGGCCCGCGACCGCGCCAACGCCAGCGCCGCCGACGCCACCGAGCGCAUGAUCCUGCUGUGACGCGCUGCACACUCCACACGCUCUUGUUGAAGAUAUUCGCUGAGCUUGGGCUGGCCGCGCGGGCAGUGGCGUUGGGGAGGGGAGGGGAUGGGCGGCGGGCGCGCGGCCGGGCGGGAUAUCGUUCUGAAUCCGAGGACUGCCAGCUCUUUGGCGCCGGUCCAGCAGCGCGCGCCGACGCCAGGCAGACAGCGCGGCGAGCCCCUGACUUGUCAUCGCCCGAAACUUAUGGAAAAAUUCGCUUAGAAAAGCAUAAAGUGAAGGAGCACGACAGUUUCUGA